AUGGCUACAGAAGUCAAGCGAGUGCCUAUCCCUCGUCGAGGUGUCGACUAUCGCGGCAAGGUUGUCCUUGCACCCAUGGUCCGCUCGGGAGAGCUUCCUUCGAGACUUUUGGCUCUCCAAUAUGGCGCAGAUCUUGUCUGGGGACCGGAGACUGUUGAUCAUUCCAUGAUUGGAACAACUCGACGCUUCGAUGAAGAGUCUAAGACAGUAGAGUGGUUCCGUAUUUCUUCCCAUGGACAGAAAGAUCCACCUCCUGAUGCCAAAGAGAGCAUCAUUUAUAGAUUACAUCCCGAGCUUGAAAAGGACAAGCUCAUCUUCCAGAUUGGCACCUCAGAUCCCGAUCGUGCGGUGGAAGCCGCUAGGUUGGUAGCCGCAGAUGUCGCUGGCAUCGAUGUCAAUGCUGGCUGCCCGAAACCAUUUAGCACUAGCGGAGGCAUGGGUGCUGCUCUUCUCAAGACUCCCGACAAGCUUUGCGCCAUUCUUGAGGCUCUUGUGAAGAACAUCACCCCUGAGUUUGAAAUCGGAAUCAGCGUCAAGAUCAGACUUCUCGACACUGCUGCCGAAACCGAAGCUCUCGUCCGUCAGCUUUGCAGUACAGGCAUCACAGGAUUAACCAUACAUUGCCGCACAACCCCUAUGAGGCCCAGAGAACGGGCUAUCCGUGGACAGCUACGUAUGAUCGCAGAAGUCUGUCAUGAGUAUGGUGUUGCCUGCCUCGUAAAUGGAGAUGUUGAGGGUCGGGACCAUGGUUUGCAGCUCGCCGAAGAGUUCGGAGCGGACGGUGCCAUGAUUGCAGUUGCUGCCGAGAAAAACCCCAGCUGUUUCAGGAGUAAGGCCGAUGGCGGUAUGGCGCCCUGGGAAGAAGUUGUCGACCAAUAUGUCAAGACUGCCAUUGAUGUCGACAAUCGCUUCGGCAACACGAAGUUCCUUCUUGCCAAUAUGAUUCCCGGAAAAUCCAAGUCUCAUCAGCCUGUCAAUCAGUCCAAGAAUUACAAGAGUAUUUGCGAGGCGCUGUCGCUUGACAAGUAUCUUGAGGCCGCUUCCGCCAUCGAUAAAAAACGUGGUCUCGAUCAGCCUCUUCAGGGAAAAGCCGCAAAGAAGGCGGCAGCUAAGGCUAAUGCAGCCGCCAACGCGCAAUCAACCAGACCAGAGCAAGGAAAGGAACAGAAACGCAAAAGAAAGAUGUCUGAUAGCAGACCCGCGAAGCAAGCCAAGGCCUCGGAGCCCGAACCAAUUGCUACGGCCGUUUAG
Molecule: messenger RNA, 1251 nt
Organism: Fusarium coffeatum
Lineage: Eukaryota; Fungi; Ascomycota; Sordariomycetes; Hypocreales; Nectriaceae
Exons: 2
Coding region: 1-1251 (416 amino acids)
Biological process (GO): tRNA dihydrouridine synthesis
Cellular component (GO): cytoplasm
Molecular function (GO): tRNA dihydrouridine synthase activity; flavin adenine dinucleotide binding
Source: RefSeq, a predicted model, not a curated record